GUGAUGAAUGCUUGUACAAUUGAAGGAGCCAGGGCUACCACUGUGACAGGUAUCACUGCAAUCUGAACAUUCGGCUUGACAGACAAAGUUUGUUGCAAUCUAAGAUGUCAUUUGCACUGUUCCACUGAUCAGGUCUAGAGGAGACAAUGCAAUAAUCUUACAGUAAACUUGAUUCUGCUGUCACAAACGAACCCAAUAAUUGUUGGAAUCCAAGACUUUAUUCCUGAAUCUGGCAAGUGGCUGUGGAAAACUUAAUUUGGCAACUGCUUAUACAUGUAAUAAGUGCCCCGAGGACUAUUAUUGUGUGACGAAUGCUGCUCUGAUGAACCGAAUUUGACAGAACCAAAAAAAGACUCUCUCUGUCCGAGUCUGAAGUGGCUGUGGGGAGACAUUCUGGGACCACCAUGGGUGUGAAGAGCAGCUCACUGUACAUGCUGGACUGCCGCAUGUCCGGCCAACACAAACAGACGUGCCUGCCCAGAAAGCCUCCCAACUACAACCACAACUGGACGGAGCUGCACUACACCGCCAGUCACGGCAACGUCGAGAAGCUCAGGGCAGCCCUCAGGAAAGGUAACUGUGAUGUCAACAAGACUGACUACUAUGGAAAGACGGCGCUGUACUGGGCUGCAUACAAGGGUCACACAGAGUGUGUGGAGGAACUGAUCCUGCAUGGUGCUAUGGUGAACAUGCAGUGCAAACACGGCUCAACACCGCUGCACGCUGUAGCCAGCCUGUACCCUGACUGUACAGCACUGCUGGUGCAGAAUGGUGCGGAUGUAGAUGUGCGAGACAAGUGGGGAGUGACUCCAAUGUACCUGUCUGCCACUGCUGGACAGCUGGAGUGUCUUAGGAUACUGGUGGACACUGGGGCCAGGAUGACAUACAAGAAUCAGACGGGGGAAAUUCCCAAGCAGCUGGCGGCACACAAGGAGUUCUGGAAGUGGCUGAACCACCUGUCUCGGAACCCGCGCAGCCUGGCGCACCUGGCGCGGCUGGCCAUCCGCAGACACCUGGAGGACCACCGGGAGUGCACCGUUGCCCAGCUGCCGCUACCCAGGGUCCUCACAGACUAUGUCGCUCUUAAAGAACUCGAUCAGUACAUCAACAGGAACACCAACAACUGAGAUAGCGCUUCUAAACACUCGAAGAACAAUGCACGACAACAUCAGUACAUGAGAUCUCCCGUUUCUUUAACACCCACUUUGUGUCUUGAAUGUGAGAAAUGUGUAAGUUGUGGGUUAAAAAGUGUGAUGGACUAGUACAAGAAAUGUGUACUGUGAACAGUGAAACUCACAGGUUGAGUACGAUGGAGUUGUAAAGUAUAUGAUGGACUUGAAGAUAUUCAUCCUCUUACUCUGAAACAACUAAAUGUCUCAGUCGUUACAUCAAAAGGAAUACCGUACUACCAGUUAGUAACAACUGAGAAUGUACUUAACCAAGAGGGAGGAUAUCCAGGAUGCAUUUUCCCACUCUCAAAAGAACUGGACAAACAAAAACUAACAACAAAAAUCCAUGAGGAGAGUUUGAAUUUUUGCAUCCAAUAUCAGGGUACAGACAUUUGGAAAGGCAUAGAUUUUUGGGUUUGAUCCAAUGUUACCACUUACAACACACCAUAGAGCUUUUAGCCUAACUGAAAAUCACUAAACACGAAUUUUGUCUUGAAUAAUUUUAUUAUCCAGAAAGCUAUAACUGAGUGAACAUGGCCGUGAGUGAUGAAUCAUUUACAGAUGCAAAUUACCUGAAACAGAAAUCUGCCCAAAAACCAUCUGAUAAGAACAUCAGACACAGUUAGAGAUGAACACAGGAUAACCAGCUGUCUUCCUGUGAGCUCUCUGUUAGAGGUAAAUCUCUGCACCACACACGACAGGCUGUAGGCAAGAUAAAUCACAGAACAUUCCACAAUCUUCUUACCUGCUUCCUGAAUCC
This is a messenger RNA of Branchiostoma belcheri (Belcher's lancelet), 1929 nucleotides long. RefSeq names its product serine/threonine-protein phosphatase 6 regulatory ankyrin repeat subunit B-like. The record is from RefSeq and is a predicted model, not a curated record. Lineage: Eukaryota; Metazoa; Chordata; Leptocardii; Amphioxiformes; Branchiostomatidae. The coding region runs from base 405 to 1127 and encodes 240 amino acids. Gene Ontology annotation, biological process: intracellular signal transduction. Gene Ontology annotation, molecular function: protein binding. Gene Ontology annotation, cellular component: nucleus; cytoplasm. The transcript is spliced from 4 exons.